AACGUCCCCGCCCGGCUGGUUUUGGGGUGUCAGCAGCUGUCCGGCGCUGGGCAUGGAGCGUGUGCGGGGAGCUGGGGCCGUGCUGGCGGUGCUGGUGGUGCUGGGAGCCCCCCCGGCUGCGGGCGAGGAGCUGUCGGGGGUGUUCCAGGAGAUUACAAAGUGUGAGUGUCACUUCAUCAAUGGCACCGACCGGGUGAGGCUCGUGGUGAGGAAUAUCUACAACCAGGAGCAGUACGCCCACUUCGACAGCGAUGUGGGGGUCUAUGUGGGAGACACCCCGUAUGGGGAGAUCCAGGCCAGGUACUGGAACAGCCUCCCAGAAUCGAUGGAGCGCAGACGGGCUGCGGUGGACACGCACUGCCGGUACUACUACAAGGCGUACACCCCGUUCAGCGUGCAGAGGAGAG
Neopelma chrysocephalum (saffron-crested tyrant-manakin) is the source of this 407-nucleotide messenger RNA. RefSeq names its product HLA class II histocompatibility antigen, DR beta 4 chain-like. Gene Ontology annotation, biological process: immune response; antigen processing and presentation. Lineage: Eukaryota; Metazoa; Chordata; Aves; Passeriformes; Pipridae. The transcript has 2 exons. The record is from RefSeq and is a predicted model, not a curated record. Gene Ontology annotation, cellular component: MHC class II protein complex; membrane. The annotation marks the transcript as partial.